AUGGCGUUAGAAACAGCAGAGACUGCAAGGCGGGCAACCCGCGAGGAAAUGCGCGAUGCGAAGCUUCCCCUGCCGUACCGCGACAGCUGCGCACACCUGCUGAUCCCGCUCAAUCGCUGCCGGUUCGAGACAUGGCAUCUGCCGUGGAAGUGCGAGGACGAGAGGCACAGCUACGAGAAGUGCCAAUAUGUCGAGUUCAAGAAGCGGGUGGCUAAGAUGAAUGAGCUCCGGGAAGCCAAGGGCGGUGCUCGCAGCAACUGA
This is a messenger RNA of Chaetomium strumarium, 261 nucleotides long. Its product is annotated as NADH-ubiquinone oxidoreductase B18 subunit-domain-containing protein. Gene Ontology annotation, cellular component: mitochondrion. Bases 1 to 261 code for a protein of 86 amino acids. The transcript is spliced from 3 exons. Lineage: Eukaryota; Fungi; Ascomycota; Sordariomycetes; Sordariales; Chaetomiaceae. The record is from RefSeq and is a predicted model, not a curated record.